This is a messenger RNA of Loxodonta africana (African savanna elephant), 7720 nucleotides long. RefSeq names its product armadillo repeat containing 12 (gene ARMC12). Lineage: Eukaryota; Metazoa; Chordata; Mammalia; Proboscidea; Elephantidae. The transcript has 6 exons. Bases 4191 to 5291 code for a protein of 366 amino acids. Gene Ontology annotation, cellular component: nucleus. The record is from RefSeq and is a predicted model, not a curated record.
UGCUCUUCUAGGGGCGCCGCCUCCUCCGCUCCCCCGGCUUUUGCUCGGUUUCUGCUAGUCCCUAUGCUGUCGCUUGAGUAACAGGCUACCCCGAAAUCCCAGAAGUUGUUUCCUAGGCCAGGGUAAGCCGUAGGCAGGGAUGGGGCGGCUUCAGAGAGUGUGGGAUCCACAUCUGGGCAUGGGCCAGCCCCCGCCUUGCGGCACUCGGCUUUCUGCUGGGGAAACUCGCACGUGUGGAGCGUGUCCUGUGCUGAGAGUCACAACACACAUGCUCUCAUUCAGUCCUGACAGCAGCACGUCCAGGUAGUACAUCUAUAUUAAACCAUUUGCCUUUGAGUUGAUUCCCACUCUUGGCGACCGCCUGUGUAGAACUGUGCUCGAUAGCGUUUUCGGUGACGGAUUUCUCCGAAGUAGAUCCCCAGGCCUUUCUUUUGAGGCACCUCUAGUGGACUAACCUCCAGCUUUUUGGUUAGCAGUCAAGUGGGUUAGCGGUUUGCACCAUUCAGAUGGAUAUUUUGAAACAAAAAGGGAAAACAAACCGGUUGCCCUCCAGUCAAUUCCAACUCAUAGUGACUGUACAUAGUGACUGUACAGAUAGAUAUUAGCAAAUCUGUAUUCAGGAUGGGGAAACUGAGACUCGGGUUAUGGAGUUAUCCCAAGCCCCACACUCCUGGUAUUUGAACUCCAAGUCCAUUGGAUUUCAACGGGCUUUCAUUAGGUGUGUGUUGUUGUUGGUUGCCGUCCAGUUGAUUUUGACUCAUGGCGACCUCACCUGUGCAGAGUACAACUGCUUUAUAGCUGUGACCUUUCAAAAGCAGGUCGCCAGGCCUGACUUUUGAUGCGCCUUUGGGUGGCACAUUGGGUGGAUUCAAACUGCCAACCUUUUGACUAGUAGUUGAGCAUUUAACCAUUUGCAGCACCCAGCAACUCCUCAGAGUGUAGAGUAGGUUGUUUUCCUUUGCUUCUCUUGUGCCCUAAAGCUCUGGGCCCCUCCAGCAUCACCCUCUGUGAGGACCAUCUUAGGCACCAAAGAAGGAUGUGGUACUUCUCUAAUUGACUAGGCUGAAACAGUCAUUGCCAGGGGCCUGGUAAAGAGAAUGAGGAAGUAGCUAUAGGGUUUCACAGGUGGGCAGAUAGGUUUUAGGGACAAAGUGGCUCACUGGAAUGGGGAGAACAGUGUUCCUGGUCUAUUUUUUUUUUUUUUUUCAAAGAGGGCUUCCCAAGUUGUUCAAGGAAGUAAAAUAGGUUAGGUAUUAUUAUUAUACCUAUUUUACAGAUUGGAAAACUGAGGCACAAAGAUCACAUAGCUAAAUCAGUGGCUGAACUGAUUUUGAACUCUGGCAGUCUGACCAGAUUCCACACUCUCAUUCACUAAAUUAAACUGCCUUUAACAUGAUGAUGACAUCAGCCUUGAAGGUGAAAAGUUGACACAGAUGGCAGAGAGGGGUAUGCUAAGACAGCCUGUGUCCUCUUGCCUUGGUAAGGAAGGGCAGGUAAGGAAUUCAGAGGAACUAGACCAGAUCCUAGUGUGUAUAUGGACUCUCAGACUUCUCCCCGGCCAGUGGUUCCAGAUUUUUUGAUUUGGCAAAAGAAAACAAACACACAAAAAUCAAGCUCCCGCAUAGAGUUGCUAGCUUUUAAUUUAAGGGCAGCCCUGGUGGCACAAUGGUUAAGCACUCUGCUGCUAACUGAAAGGUUGGCAGUUGGAACCCACCAACCUCUCUGUGGGAGAAAGUUGUGGCUGUCUGCUUGGAAACCCUUUAAGGUAGAUUGUACUCUGUCCUAUAGGGUUGCUAUUAGUUGGAAUCGAUGGCAAAUGGGUUUGGUUUUAGUUUGGCCUAACGGAAAGGUCAGCAGAAGAAAAGACCUGGCCAUCUGCUCCCAUAAAGAUUAUAGCCUGAGAAACCCUAUAGGGCAGUUCUACUCUGUCCUAUAGGGUUACUAUGAGUCAGAAUUGAUUCAAGGGCACACAACAACCACAAAGAACAUUUAAAACACAACAACCAUUUUUCAUAAAAGAAAGGACAUUUUUAUCUUCCUCAAAAUAGGGACGAUACCAUCUCUCAAUCAAGAACAGUCAUUCCCAAGAAAGGACAGUCAUCAACUUCACACCUACAAAUAGACGUUCCUGUAUUUAUUUUUUCAUUGUGCUGUGGACUGCUGAAAAUGCCACCCUAUGGAUGACUCUCCUUCUGAGCUCUCUGAAUCAUCUGAGGGCAGAACAGGAGGGAGUUAGGUUAGACCCAAGAAAGAACUUUUCUUCUUUGGAGGUCUUUAUGAACCAGGUGAGCACUAUGUUCACCUGGGAUGUGAGGGUUGCAGAAUCAACUUCAUGGGAUGGAGGGGGCAGUAACUCUGGGUUCCUCCCUCUCCCCCUCCCCCAUCCCCAAGCAGCACAGAGCAGGGACCUUGUCUUGAGGGGGCUAUCCUCAGAUCCACCAGGGCUGUCUUAGAACUUAGAGUGACAGUCCCCAUCAGGCAGCUAUUUCCUGCCCAAAGUUCAUUGGAUGUGAUGGGUGCUCCUAUGGCAGUAGAGAGGCUUCCCUGGGCCUCUACUCACCCCUAUUAGAGGGAGUCCAUGUAGUUACCCAUCUCAGGCCUGGGUAGAAUGCCAGGAAUGACCCUUCAGGAGGGCUAAGGAUGGAAGAGAGGAAAAGAAGAGAAUGGCUGCCCAGGAGUGCCGACUGUCCCCUGCCCACAGCCUGGAGUGUGAUAAGCCAAGGCUCUGCAUGGACGGGCCUAACUGGCUGCAGCAUCCUUGCAGGCAGCCACUUCCAUGUUUCCCCACCUCCCCUUGGCCCAGGUACAGGACAAAGCCUUCUGUCCCAGCUCUCCCAGCAGGAGCUUGAAGCCAGGCAGGUUCUGGCUCAACCCUGCUCAGCACCAGCUCUGGGUCUGACCCUGGUUUAGGGUUUGUCACCUGUCCUGUACCAGAGGGUGAGGACAGAGGGUGUGAGGAGACUCCAGGGAAGCAAGUGGUGUCUGGUUUCACAUGUGCCAUCCCAUGGGUGGAGAGCAAGGCUCUCCUCCUCAGGGAUGACAUCUUAUAGAUUUCAGAGGAGGCCUCAAGACUCAUCCCACACAGUGGGGCUUAGGGAGGCUAGGAGGUGGUACUUCCAUAUUUAGGCCUCCCAUGGGUUAAAGGGAAACCGUGGUGGCAUAGUGGUUAAAUGCUUCAGCUGCUAAUCAGAAAGUCGGCAGUUCAAAUCCACCAGGUGCUCCUUGGAAACUCCAUGGGGCAGUUCUACUCUGUCCCAUGGUGUCACUAGGAGUCGGAAUUGACUUAACGGCAACGGGUUUUUUUAACGGUUAUGGCUUAAAGGGCCAGACCUACCCAAAUUUUAAUCCUGGGGUUUUAAAAAGUGAAUCUGGAUCCCUUCAGGAUACAAAUAGAGAAAAUGAGACCCUUCCCCCUCCAGGGUCGCACUGGUUGGAUGGGCCUGAAACCCCAGUUCCCAGACUCUCUGUCACUGCCCUCUCAAAGAAUGGCAGAGCCUGACUUGAGUCCCUGCUGAGUGCAAGAUUUUGUGCUUGGUGCUGGAGAUGCAAAGACAACUGCCCUCAAGAGUUCUUGUUCAGACAGGUAAGUACAAACUACAAGGGAACAGGCAGAUGCUAGAAAAGAUGGGUCUGCCUCAAGACUGCAAAACUUGAAAAGUGCUCCCCUCCUAUUUGUUCUCCAGUGGGGGAGCCCUGCCUUCAGAAACACCCUGAGCAAGGGAUGGGUCUUUGGUGCAGAGAUCAAAGAUGGGUGGGCCAGGGACAUGAGGGAACAGGGCUCCCAGUGGGCACACCCCAAAUGCCCCUCCCUGAAAGGCCCAAGGCCCCAGCCCAGAAAUGGGCCUCUGCUGCCCUCUGUUGGAUGGGAGGGCCCCACCAACCUGGCUCCCCUAAAGAAAACGGGGAAGCAAAGGACCCUCCUGUCCCAUCCUUUUUAUUCCCUGAGAGCCUCCAGCCUCAUUUCCUAUAGCCUCUGUAGCUGAACCUUAUUCCUCCCAAGUGCUCCAGCAGCCCCUUUUCCCUGACCACCAUUCUCCACCCUCCAUCCCACUGUCUCCCUAGUUCCCUUUGUUGCCUGGGUUCCGAUUCUGGUACCCUGGCUCCUGGCCCUGCCAGAAAGUUCUGGUUCCAGAAGGCCCCUUCCCAGGUGCCUCGGGCCCAGCUCAUGCCCGCAAGGCAGCACUGAAGACAUGGGCAUGAGCAUUCCCGAGUGCCUGGGGCAACUGGACAUCCGCAAGGGUGUAGUGGGCCUGGCCACGGGCGCGGGGGCCAUCUACCUGCUCUACAAGGCCAUCAAGGCCGGCAUCAAAUGCCAGCCACCCAUCUGCACCAACUCGCCCAUCUGCAUCGCCCGUGAGUGUCCGGUCCCUAGGGAGAGGGCUCUGCCCCAGGGGGCACCCGCUUCUGAGGCCUCCUCUGUGGGAGGGUCCAAAGGCCUGGCAAUCGAGCGAGAACGGCAUGGACGAGACUCAGGCGAGCUCCGGAGACUCUUCAACUCUUUGGAGUGCAAACAGGAUGAGUACGCCAAGAGUAUGAUUCUGCACAGUAUCACGCGGUGUGUGUACUUGCUGGAGGCUGAGGCCUCUGCGUGUACUGUGGAUGACAUCAGGUUGGUGGGAUACAUGCUGGAUGACGAGGACAACAGUGUCAAAAUCCAGGCUCUGAACACGCUGAAAGCUUUCUCUGGCAUCAGAAAAUUCAGGCUGAAGAUCCAGGAGCAUUCCAUCAAGGUGCUGGAACUGAUUUCCACCAUCUGGGACUCGGAGCUGCACAUUGCUGGCCUUAGACUCCUCAACAACCUACCACUGCCCGACUUUGUGCACCCACAGCUGCGACGGGUGAUGCCUGCCUUGAUGGAGAUUCUCCAGUGUGACUACAUCCUGGCACAGGUACAAGUUGUACGGCUGCUGAGCUAUCUGGCACAGAAGAACGACCUUCUCUAUGACAUUCUCAACUGCCAGGUGCAGUCCAACUUCUUGACCCUGUUUCAGUCCACACAGCCUGGGAGUUUGCUGUUCGAGGUGCUGUUGUUUGCUGAGCGUCUGAGCGAAGGCCGGAACUCACCCCACUACCGUGCAGUGAAAUGGCACUACAAUGAACAGUCUCUGCAUGAAGCUCUCUUUGGGGAUGAGUCGCGACUGGCAGAUAGAUUGCUUGCUCUGGUCAUUCACCCUGAGGAGGAGGUUCAGAUCCAGGCCUGCAAGGUCAUAGUCAGCCUGCAAUGCCCCCAGGACUUGAGAGCCCGGCCCUCCUGCCAGCGCAGUUCGUCCUUCUUUAAUAGUGGGGAAUAAAAUUAAGGAGAGCCAAUAAAUGAGUAUGGGAGAGAAGCUGGAGGGGUAGCGUCUGUCAGGGGCUUUCCAGGGCUGGGUAUAGAUUUCAUCCAGUGUAGCCCCUGCCCUAGAGCAUGGCCCAGCAUGGGCACAUGUCCCCAAACACAUCCCACUUCUAUGCACACUCUUAAGGGGACAGAUUCUCCUCUUGCUGCUUUUCAAGUUUGAAUGUGGAGCCAGUGCUUUCAGAGAGUUGGGAGAGGGCGGGUUUGAGGACUAAGGACAAAAAUAAUGGACAGGAGGCAAUAUAGCAUUGAAUAGUCAGCAUGAGCUAGACUACGCUGCAGUAACAAGCAACCCCAAAAUCAUAGUGGCUUAGAAUGACAAAGUUUUGUUUCUUACUUGCACUACAUUCCAUUUAUAGGUCAGCUGAGCAAGGAGGAAUAGGUGUGUACUCCCCAUCAUCCUCACUCAGGGACCCAGGCUGAGGGAUACUCCCAUGUUCUGUUUCUAGAACUCCUAGGGAAGAAAAAGGGAAUGUGGCAGUUAAAAUGGGCUCUUAAAAGUUCCAACCAGAAAUGACACCACUUUUGCUCAUGUGUCAUUAGCCAAAGUGGGUAGGUAGGGAAGAUUAAUCUUCCCAUGUGUCCAAGGAAGAACCGGAAAUAUUUGGUGAACAGCAUUAAAGAACUGGAAAUGUUUGGUGAGCAGAGCAAUGCAGACAUAUUGGUUAAGAGUGAGAGCUCUGGAAUCAGACUCCUAGGUUCAAAUCCUAGCUGUCACUUACUAGUUAAGUGACCUUGGGCAAGCCCUUUACCCUGUUUGAGCUUCAGCCUCCUCAUCUGUAAAAUGACUAUAAUAAUAGCACUUAUUCCAUAAGGCUGCUGGGAGGGCUAUGUGAGUUAAUGUAAGAAAGGUGCUUAGCACAAUGCACACAGAGGGUGUUCAUCAAAGAUUGGCUGAGGAGCUAUGAAAUCAUCAUUGAGAAAAUGAAUGACUAGCACUGGAAAGGGCCCUGGAGAACAUCAAACCUGAUGUUUCUCCAGUUUCUGGGUUACAGGCACUGGGGAGUCCCGAGGCCCUUUAUGGAGCACUCUGAAACACCACCGGAUAUUAGCUUUGGAAACCAAAACAGUUGUGCAGGUCAUAUAAAACCAUAACCAUCAAGUCUCCAGAAACACAAAGACUGUAAAACCAAAUACAUUCAUCCAUUUUCAGAUUUUCCCAUUAAUUUGUAUUUCCCACUUGUUUGGUCGUUGUGUUACCUGUGAGUCCUUACUGGCAGACAAAUAGUAAACCAACUGUUGCCAUUGAGUCAGUUAAUACUCACGACAAUCCCACAGGGCUUUCAGUGGUUGAUUUUUUGGAAGUAGAUCGCCAAGCUUUCCUUCUGAGGUGCUUCUGGAUUGACUCAAACCACCAACCUUUUGGUUAGCAGCUGAGCACGUUAACUACUUGCACCACCCAGGGGCUGCAUUAGAGCACCUUAGAACACCUCCUUUCCAUGAGCUGGCCCAAGGAGUCCCAUGACCAAAACUAAGUGAUAUUUAUCUUUUUUUAAUUGGGAGGAAUAAAUUAAGUAAAUUGAUGCUUUCUCCCAUUUUUUUUCCCCUAAAUGUUUGGUACCUGCCACAGCUUAUCUGCUGAUGAGUAACAGAUGGCAAAAUGAACAAGCAAGGAGCAAACAAAUAGCAUUAGAAAAACAAAGAAAUGUAAUUUUUAAAAAUAGGUCAUGUAUUGUUUGAGAUGCAGUAGCCUAGUUAUAUACAAUAAAAAAAAAUAGAGUGAGAAAAAGGAAGGAGGGCAAAAAAGAUCUAAGUCCAUGAACUGAGGUUAAAUCUCUUGCUAUUUCCUCGUGUUGUACACACGCACACACAUUUGCAGUAGUGAUGAUAAAAUAUUUAACAAGCAGCAUGAUACAGAUGCUAACCAUUGGAAUGGAUGCCAGUGAUAAGCUACCAGUCAUCUGAAUUGUUGUUAGUUGCUGUCAUGGAUUGAAUUGUGUCCCCCAAAAAUGUGUUUCAAUUUGGCUAGGCCAUGAUUCCCAGUAUUGUGUGAUUAUCCACCAUUUUGUCAUCCGAUGUGAUUUUCCUAUGUGUUGUAAAUCCUACCUUUAUGAUGUUAAUGACUCAGGACUGAAUCUACAAGAUUAGGUUGUAUUUUGAGUUUUUUGAGUUAAUCUCUUUUAAGCUAUAAAAGACAGAAGCAAGCAGAGAGACAGGAGGACCUCAUACCACUGAGAAAGUAGUACCAGGAGCAGAGCACAUCAUUGGACCCAGGGUUCCUGGGCUGAGAAGCUCCCUGACCAGGGGAAGAUUGACGACAAGGACUUUCCUCCAGAGCCAACAGAACAAAAGCCCUCUUCUGGAGUUAGUGCCCUGAAUUCAGACUUCUAGCCUACUAGACUAUGAGAGAAUAAACUUCUGUUUGUUAAAGCCAUCUACUUGUGG